This is a messenger RNA of Exophiala aquamarina CBS 119918, 978 nucleotides long. RefSeq lists its product as uncharacterized. Gene Ontology annotation, molecular function: catalytic activity; molybdenum ion binding; pyridoxal phosphate binding. The record is from RefSeq and is a predicted model, not a curated record. NCBI's taxonomy places the organism in Eukaryota, Fungi, Ascomycota, Eurotiomycetes, Chaetothyriales, Herpotrichiellaceae. The transcript has a single exon. The coding region runs from base 1 to 978 and encodes 325 amino acids.
AUGGGUCUUCCGGUCUACGAGAUCUCGCAAGUGCGCAUCUAUCCCAUUAAGUCAUGCCGCGGCAUCACCGUUGACUCAGCCGAUCUCACCCUCUCAGGCUUCAAGUACGAUCGGAAGUGGAUGUUUGUAGAUGAGAAAUUGCAAUUCCUCACCAUUCGUGAAAGGCCACAAUUGACGCUGAUCAACACUGCUAUCGAUGAGAGUAAAGGGCUGCUCAAGAUCACGAUCGGCAAUGAUGAGAAUAAAUCGAUGUCACUUUCUCUCAAUCCCACCGAAGAAUGGCUCAAAGAGAACACUAAACCCGCCGUAGUUAGUGUCUGGGGAAUUGAUGCUGAGGCACUUGUCUACAUAGACCCAAAGAUUCAAACUCUUUUCCGAGACUUUAUUGGUCAGGGAACUGAUGUCUUCCUCGCAGUGGUGGAUUCCGAUAAGCCUCGCCCGUGUCGUGGCAAUGCUGCACCGGACCUCCUGGGUCGGAAAGCGACAAUUAAUUUUCCAGAUGAGAUGCCCAUUCAGAUCGCAUCUGAGGCAUCUAUAGCUGAUCUGAAUGCCCGGCUCAAGGAAAAGGGACUCGAGGAGAUCACGAUCGAACGCUUCAGGCCCAAUAUCGUUAUCAAGGGCGCUGAAGCCUGGUCAGAGGAUAACUGGAAGACAGUGCGCAUCAAUGGCUCGACCGCUCCGCUGGCUUCGUAUUUGCCGUCGGCCGUCUCAAACCUGACAGGUUCGAUUGACAUUGAUGUCGCUUCUCGUUGCCCGAGGUGUACCAUCCCCAACGUCAACUCUGAAACUGGAGAAAGGAGUAACAAGCAGCCUUUCGAUACGUUGAUGACCUUUAGACGGAUUGACGAGGGUGCUAAGUGGUUCCCCUGCUUUGGCAUGCUCUGUAUUCCAAGAAGCGAAGGUCCGAUUGAGGUGGGUAUGAGGUUCGAGGUGUUAUCCACAACCCAGGAACAUAAAUUCAUCAAGGGCUACUCAUGA